GGAGGAGGAGCCCGGCGGCCGCCAGCCUGCCCACCUUUGGAGGAUCAACUGGGGGAACUGGAGUCCGUGUGGAGACCUUACGCCGGAGGACCGGGAAAACUUUUAUACUUUUUUGUACUUUACUCUCCAUGACAUUUAACAGAAGCUCUACAGAUAGGAUUCCAGGAAUCUUGCCAUGUUCAAGUCGGUGCUGAAGAAGAACAGAGAUGGAGGCAAGGGGAGCAAGAAGGAUUCAGGUGAUGUUCACAGUCAAAGAAGAUUCCCACUGGAGGGAACCCCCCAGUCCCAGGGGCCUGGCAGCACUCUCCCUAAUGAUGACAUUUUCAGGCUAAGCCUCGCCAAGGGAGUGUCCAUGUCUCUGCCCUCAUCGCCUCUGCUGCCACGACAGUCCUACAUGAUGCCCCUACGGCCCAGCAAAAGAUCACCAGGUCCAAGCAGGAAACCCAAAUAUGUUGAGAGUCCUCGUGUUCCUUCUGAUGCCAUCGUGUCAGCGCUGAGGAAGGUGGCCGAUAACAAGGAGUCCUCGCAAAAUGAGCUGCAAGCGGAGAAACAGCAGAGCUCCUCCUCCCCUGCCACCCAGGAACUGAUGACAAGGCUGGGCUUUUUACUGGGAGAAGGGAUCCCGGGCACGGCACGCAUACCUAUGGACGACAAGAAUGAAAAGAAGUGCUCAGUGACCAGCCAGGGUAUCAGCCCCUGCUCCACGCUGACCAGCAGCACGGCGUCUCCCUGCACUGACAGCCCAUGUUCCACGCUCAACAGCACAACCAGCCGUCCCCCUCUCAGCCGCUCCAGCCCCUGCGGGACCAUCACCAGCCCCAGCUCCACUCUUGAGAGCAAGGACAGUGGGAUCAUAGCCACCAUCACUAGUUCCUCGGAGAACGAUGACCGCAGUGGCUCCAGCCUGGAGUGGAGUAAGGAUGGCAGCCUGAGAGGGAGCGUGCGCCAUGGCCUGGCACAGAGCGUGCGGGCCGACACCUGCUCUCCUGUGGCCGAAGAAGACGCCAACGGCGCCACAGCAACGCCAGCCGACGCCUCAUCCAGGACAGACCAGCAGCAGCAGCCCAACUUAUCAGGGCCACCACAGCCUCACUCGCCCGAGGGGCCUAUUCCUUACCCACCACACACAUCCUCUUCCCUCAUGAUGCCAAGGCCGAACUCCGUAGCAGCGACCAGUUCCACAAAGCUGGAGGACCUGAGCUUUCUUGAUGAACAACGCAACACCCCCCUGCGGACAUCCAUUCGCCUUCCCUGGCACAAUACAGGAGGAAGGCCGCCUCUGGACUCCAAAGCUCGUUUCUCUCCCUACAAACCCGUGGACAUCAUGCUCAAGCCCUUGCUGUUCGAGGUGCCCAGCAUCACCACAGACUCCGUGUUCGUGGGCAGAGAUUGGCUCUUUCAGCAGCUGGAAGAUGUCCUGAAGGCUGGCGAGUCCACGGAGAGCCACGGCGCUGUAGUGGUGGGCAGCGUGGGUUACGGGAAGACGGCCAUUAUCUCCCGGCUAGUAGCGCUGAGCUGCCACGGAGGCCGCAUGCGUCAGAUCGCCUCCAACAGUCCCAGUGCCUCCCCGAAAAGUGGUGGAGGACCAAGCACAGAACUUCCUCUCAGCCAGCCCCCACAGCCCACCCCGCCUUCCAGUGCUACCAACACCCUGAGGACCAACAGUUGCCCCGGAACCCCCGAGAUGCAGCAGCGCCGGGAGUCGGCCGUCAAACGUCUGGCUGCGAAGGUGGUGGCGUAUCAUUACUGCCAGGCGGACAACACGUACACCUGCUUGGUGCCGGAGUUUGUACAUAGUAUUGCAGCCCUGCUGUGCAGAGCUCACCAGCUCGGUGCGUACCGGGAGCUGCUGCUGAAAGAGCCCCACCUGCAGAGCAUGCUCAGUCUGCGCUCCUGCGUCCAGGAUCCGAUGGCUGCUUUCCGGAGGGGGGUCCUGGAGCCACUAGCUAACCUUCGUAAAGAGCGUAAGAUUGCAGAGGAGGACCACAUCAUCUUGAUAGACGGGCUGAACGAAGCAGAGUUUCAUAAGCCUGACUACGGGGACACCAUAGCCUCCUUCAUCACAAAGAUAAUUGCCAAGUUCCCCUCGUGGCUCAAACUCGUGGUCACUGUCCGGGUAAACUUGCUGGAGAUCACCAGCCUUUUGCCCUUCUCCAAGAUCUCCCUGGAUGACUUCAAUGACAACGUAGAGAUAAGCAAUGACCUCAACGCAUACAUCCAGUACCGUAUCAAUGGCAGCAAAGAAAUCAUGAACAAUAUCAGCCUGAAUGGGAAGGCGGACCCCAUCACCGUCGGCAAGCUCAGCAGCCACCUGAUCUCCCGCAGCCAGGGUUCCUACCUGUAUCUCAAGCUCACCCUGGACCUGUUCGAGAGAGGCCACCUCGUCAUCAAAAGUGCCAGCUACAAAGUGGUGCCCGUCUCGCUGGCCGAGCUCUACCAGCUCCAGUGCAAUAUGAAGUUCAUGACCAAUUCGGCCUUUGAGCGCUCGCUGCCCAUCCUCAACGUGGCGCUCGCCUCACUGCACCCCAUGACGGACGAGCAGCUGUUCCAGGCCAUCAACGCCACUUUCGUCCGAGGCGAGCUGCCGUGGGAGGACUUCCAACAGCGCAUGGAGCUGCUGUCGUGCUUCCUCAUUAAAAGGCGGGACAAGACGCGCAUGUUCUGCCACCCGUCCUUCAGAGAGUGGCUGGUGUGGAGAGCUGACGGAGAGAGCACGGACUUCCUCUGUGACCCAAGGACCGGCCAUGCUCUCAUGGCUUUCAUGUUGUCCCGCCAAGAGGGGAAACUGAAUCGCCAGCAGACCAUGGAGCUGGGACAUCACAUCCUCAAAGCACACAUCUUCAAGGGCCUGAGUAAGAAAACAGGUGUGUCAUCCAGUGUGCUGCAGGCUUUGUGGAUCAGCUGCAGCGCCGAUGGCCUUUCUGCAGCUCUGGCCUCCCUGAGGAACCUGUACACCCCCAACGUCAAGGUGAGCCGUCUGCUGAUGCUGGGCGGGGCCAACGUGAACUACCGCACCGAGGUCCUGAACAACGCGCCGGUGCUUUGCGUCCAGUCCCACCUCGGUCACCAGGAGAUUGCCUCUCUGCUGCUGGAGUUUGGCGCCAGCGUGGAUGUGGUGUCUGAAAAUGCCAUGAGCCCCCUCUGCUUCUCAGCUGCUGCAGGACACCUGGGAAUCGUCAUGCUGCUCAGCAAGAGGGGGGCGAAGGUUGAUCACGUGGAUAAGAGCGGCCAGUGUGCUCUGGUCCAUGCGGCUCUUCGAGGACACCCAGAGAUUAUCCAGUACCUGCUGGAGCUGGAGUGGAGCGCCGAGGGGCAGCAGCAGGACAGCGCUCUGAAGAACAAAGCUCUGCAGCAGGCUUUGAUAGCAGCCUCCAGCAUGGGACACACACAGGUUGUGAGCAGCUUACUGGCUUUGAGUAAUGAGCACGCUGUGCAAAUUGAUAGCCACGACACUCUGUGGGGAGAGACAGGCUUGACAGCGGCUGCCGGUCGGGGGAAGAUGGAGGUGUGCAGCUUCCUGUUGGAGCAGGGGGCGGUGGUGCAGCAGGUCAACCGGCGGGGGGUGUCUCCCCUGUUCUGCGCUGUCAGACAGGGACACUGGCAGAUCGCGGAGCUGCUGCUGCAGCAUGGUGCUGACAUUAACAUCAGCGACAAGCAGGGCAGGACCCUGCUCAUGGUGGCCGCCUGUGAGGGUCACCUGAGCACCGUCGAGUUUCUGCUUUCUAAAGGUGCAUCCUUGACUUCGAUGGACAAGGAGGGGCUGACACCCCUGAGCUGGGCAUGUUUGAAAGGACAAAUGAACGUUGUGCAGUUUUUGGUGGAGAGAAGUGCAGUCAUCGACCACACGGACAAGAACGGACGAACUCCGCUGGACCUCGCUGCCUUCUACGGAGAUUCAGAGAUCGUCCAGUACUUGGUGGAAAGAGGAGCAGUGAUAGAGCAUGUUGACUACAGCGGGAUGAGGCCUCUGGACCGGGCCAUAGGUUGUCGGAACACGUCGGUGGUGGUGACUCUGCUGAAGAAAGGGGCAAAGCUGGGGAACGCUGCUUGGGCCAUGGCGACCUCCAAGCCUGAUAUACUGAUCAUCCUUCUUCAGAAGCUGAUGGAGGAGGGAAACCUGCUUUACAAGAAAGGGAAGAUGAAAGAGGCGGCCCAGAGGUACCAGUACGCCCUGAGGAAGUUUCCUAGAGAAGGCUUUGGCGAUGACCUGAAGGCGUUCAAAGACCUGAGGGUCUCCCUUUACCUAAAUCUCUCCCGAUGUCGCCGGAAAACCAAUGAUUUCGGGAUGGCUGAGGAGUUUGCAACUAAAGCACUGGAGCUGAAACCCAAAUCCUAUGAGGCCUACUACGCUCGUGCAAGAGCUAAAAGAAGCAGCAGGCAGUUUGCAGCAGCCAUGGCUGACCUGCACGAAGCGGCCAAACUCUGUCCCAAUAACCGAGAGAUCCGCCGUUUGCUGGCUCGAGUGGAGGACGAGUGCAAACAGAUGCAGCGCUUGCAGACCAAAGGCGGCCUCGCUGGGGCUGCAGUGGGUUCCAACCAGGCGUCCGGAGGCCAUGAGUCUGACCAGGAGCAAGAUGAAGGACAGGACGAACCCUCAGAGCACAGCCUCGCCAGGAGCGUGGAAGGCCAAAGAGACAUCCUGGAAGAGGAAGAAGAGGAGGAGGAGGAGACGGCAGCACCCGCUCAUCACUCCAGGACAGCUGAAGCAUGCAGGUCACACAACAGUCACUCCUACAACAGAGUCUUACCCUCGGAGCCUGUCAGCAACAGUGUGGGACAUCAGAGUCAGACCCCCAGCUCACCCCCACGCCCCGGCAGGCUGCCCCCUCACCGGUACCCUCGAGAGCACAGGGAGGCACUGGCCCAGCAGGGCCUAGUUCUGCAGCCGACCAAGCAGGCCCAGAUCGUCAAGACCAACCAGCAUAUGAGCUCCAUGCAGGCUGGGGCCGUGGGGGGGCGCUCAGGAGGGUCCAAAUCUCAGUACGCUCCGUCCAGUCCCUUACCCAGCCGACACAUGUCUAGCAUGCUGAAGCCGGGACCAGGCAUCGACAUCAGCCCUCUGCCUUCUCCGGCUGACGAGCCUGUGUAUGGUAACCGCAUGUCGCUGGCAGCAGCUUCCACCUCCAUCGGUCACAGUUUUGAAAACGAGAGCCUUCAUUCACCACAAGUCUCGUUUUCAUCCUGCAGCAGCAGCUCCAAAGGUGUGGGGCAGGACAGGCUGUCUUGUCACUCCGUAUCCUCUCUAGAUGCGUUGGCCUGCUCGGGUCCUGGACUCCAGGGGAACCACCUCGACAUAGGAAAGGAGGGCAUGUGUGGUGCAGGAGGAUCCCAGGGAGGAGGCAGCAGCAGCAGCAUGCAUGUCUCCAGCUCCACCAGCAGCCUGGCGUCCAGCAGCAGUCUAUCAGACAGCGGCAAGCUGGGACCCGACGUCCGCACCAAGACGAAGCACAGCCAACAGGUCAGCAGGCCAGCUCAACCCAGACCCUUCAUGGGCGUCACUGACAAGACGGCUCGCUUUCAGCAGCAGCUCCUUCAGCAGCAGCAGCAGAUUCAGCCGCACCUCGGCGUGCAGAGCCACCAGAGCCUGCAGUCUGCCGGCCGCAGCUGGCUCAACCACUCCUCCGACGGGCUGGUCUGUCACAACAUGUCAGCGAUGGGCCUGCAGCCUGUCGACUGCGAGCUGCCUUACGCCAAAACAGUGAGCACUUACCAGGAGCAGCACAAACCCCCAGCACCUCCGGGUCCUAUGACGAUGAGUAUCUUACAAAACGGCAUGCACGCCAAGGAAUUCACGGAGAAAUUCUGCCAAGCCGCCAACUGUUACAAAGAGUCCAAGCCAGCGCUGGCUAUGCCGCACCCGUUCAUGGACAGUAAGCCCAAGCAGCCGGGCUUAGUCCGAGAUAAUCCUGCCAUCCACGUAGCUUCGAUGAAACCAAAGCGAUCUUUUAUAGAGUCGAAUGUGUAGAGAUGUUUGUUUUUUCUCUCGUACAGUCCAUAACGCACACGCGUACUAGCAAAAAUCUAAAGUGGAAAGGUGGAUUUAAUUUUUUUUAACCCAGCCCUUGACAGAAUACAGUCUCACUUUUUAGCCUUGUUAGAAAAUACAGUACGCAAGCUGUUUGAUUCCCUGUGUGGACGCAGGCCGCGGGCAGUGUACCGAAUGCUCCAGAUUUCUCUCCUCCCAACCUGUCGCUUGUGGCUGUCGGCUCGUUUCAUGACACGUCCGCCAUCGUUCAGCCGAGCUGGAGACGUUGCACUGAAGGAAGUAUUCGGACGUGUACUGUACAGUCCUCACCAAAACAAAACGGUGACAGUGAGCACUUUAUAUGCAGUUAGGCCGCUUAAACAACACUUUCAGUUCCAGCUUAAUGUUAUUACGGAACAGUUCUGAGUGAAUGGAAAUUGAGCUUUGAACUGUGUUCAUUACGUCCAUGGUGCUGAGAGAAGUAAAGAAGAGGAAGUCCUCACUGAAGGUCAAAGAACGUCUCAAGGACGGGCAUUCCUGUGUUUUACGAAGGAUGUUAUAGAUCCUUGUGUAUAUUAUUAUAAAUAAGUACUUUUCCUUCUUUUCAGCGAAGGUCUGUGUUCCGUGUAUUGACAAGUUCAGACUUGCGUAUUUUGAGUUUUAUGCACAUUGUUGUUCAAAAGGUGUUUAAACGUUCUAAAAAAAAGCAUUUGUUAAAUAUGUUUGUACAUUAUAUAAAUCUCCAUUAACAUUCAAUUGAAAUCCUAUUAUGUACCUGCUUGUUGUUGCUGUCUAGUUUAAUUUAUUUACAGCGCCGAUGGCUUGGUUAAUUGUAAAAGCAAUAUAUUUUAUAUAGUUAUUUUUGCACAGCUACUAAGUCAUUUUCUGAUUCUCGAUAAUGUUGAGUUUAAGUGCAUGCUACAAUUGCAGUUUAUAUUUCAGAGUAUAAAAAAAAUCUAUAAAAACAGAAAUGGUUUUGGGGUUUAGUGCCAUCACCUCUAUUUUAAUAUGUACAUUUAAUGCAAUUGUUUCCAUGUUUUCAGUAUUGUGAGCUUUAUUAGCUGUGAUCACAUACUGUAAUAGAACAUUACUGCCAUAGCCAUCAUGGGAGAGAGAAAUAAAAGACCCUCUGAGGAAAAAACA
Pleuronectes platessa (European plaice) is the source of this 7108-nucleotide messenger RNA. It is a transcript of the gene tanc1b, whose product is annotated as tetratricopeptide repeat, ankyrin repeat and coiled-coil containing 1b. The transcript is spliced from 26 exons. The record is from RefSeq and is a predicted model, not a curated record. Gene Ontology annotation, molecular function: protein binding. NCBI's taxonomy places the organism in Eukaryota, Metazoa, Chordata, Actinopteri, Pleuronectiformes, Pleuronectidae. The coding region runs from base 176 to 5965 and encodes 1929 amino acids.